Molecule: messenger RNA, 412 nt
Organism: Prorocentrum cordatum
Lineage: Eukaryota; Dinophyceae; Prorocentrales; Prorocentraceae
Source: the annotation of a GenBank genome assembly
AGGCCUCCGCGGCCCCGGCCGGGCAGCUCGCCCGGCGCGGCGCCGGCGCCGGCGCUGCCCGGCCGCUGGUCCAGGGCCUCGCGAAGGCCAGCGGCGGCCUCACGGUGGUGGAGGUCGGCAAGCAGCAGCGCAGCGUCAAGACGGGAGCCGACGGGUCGCGCACGGAGAUGAGGACCGAGACGAGGGAGAGGAGGAUCACAGGCAAGCGGCCAGGCACGCCCGUCGAGACCAGGUCUGUCACGAAGAAGAAGAAAGUGACCGAGACGAAGGAUAAGAUCGUCGAGACCGCCACGAUCACCGUCAGGAGAGUGCGGAAGAAGUGAGGCGCCGAGCUGCGAGAGUGCGCUCCCGAGGGGCGCAUCGGAUCGGGCGGGCGGCCAGGCGCGACCCAGGGAGAGAGGGAAGGGCGGAG